CAAGGUUAUUAGUAGGGCAUUGAUUAAUGAAAUGCUAUGACGAUUUAACGCACAAUUUCGAACUCAGGUUGAAUCCUAAAACAAAAUUAUAGAGAGCUAAAUUCGUUAUGAGUGGCGGGGUGAAAACAUAUAAUAAUGGUGUUGAUGCUUGGCGAAUGCAACUGCGUUCAAAGAAUUCAUCACCCAGUCGGUCAUUAAAUAAAACAGCCAGCGCAAAAUACGGGAAGGCAGUUACAGGGUUUUCGCUUGAUGCUUCAGCUAAUCUAGACGCGAACUAUAGAACGAUGAGGCACUUGGAAAAUGAAUAUAUCAAAAGUUUGCAACAGCAAAUAUAUCUUUUGGAACUUGAAAACAAUUACAUCCGCCGCCAGGCUGCAGAUAUGGUGGAUAAGCAGCCGAUGAUGGUUUCUGAAGCAUCAAAUUCUUUGAAAAAAAUUAAAGAAAUGCAAGAGAGAAUGGAUGGUUUGAAACUUGAAAUUCAUCGAAAAGAAGGUCAUAUAGAUAUUUUACAACAAAAAUUAAACCAUUGUGAAGAGAAUAUAAGAGAAACAUUAUUACUUCAUGAUAAAGAAAAGAAUGAAUUAAGUCGUCAAUGUAUGACGCUUAGAGGAGAACGUGAAUUGGCUUUACGAGAAAGUUAUCAAAAGGAUGAACAACUAAAAGGAUUACAAUACCAAAUUUCUAAUCAGAAAUCAAAUAUAACUGCUAUGGAAAUACAAUUAGAUAUUUUAAGAGCUAAGUUAGAUGAUGAAACAAAAAGAGCAAAUGAAUUAGAAAAAUCACUUAUUGACAGUCGUAGAGAGUUAAUUGAAUUCAAUACAAUACUAAGACAAUUAGAAGCUCAUUAUCAACAGGAAUUAAAUCGAAUACAAUCAAGACCACAAACUGAAUUUAAGGAUAAAAUACGUCAACUUGAACAAAAGUUAGGUGAUGCUUUUCUUAAAUCAGAAAAUGACCAAUACACUAAAGAUAAACAAACUGAUCGAAACGAUUUACUAUUAAAAGAAAAUGUAUAUUUAAGUAAUGAAUUGGAAAGGUUGAGAAAAAUGGCUGAAGAAUCCCAAUCCUUGUUCGAACGUAGUCAAUUUAAGCAUUCAGAGGAUAUAGCUGAAUUGAACAGAUUGAAACAAAGAGAAAAUGAAUUAACUCACAUGAAUGCUAUGCUACGACAAGAUUUACAAUUGAAAUCAAAAGAAAAUGAAAAACUUCAACAACAACUUGUAUACCAAGAAAAGACUUAUGAUAAUUUACUAUCAGGAAAACUAAUAAAACCAGAUUUAACACAGGAGUUUGAAGCUCUAAAGAAGGAACGUCAAAUGUUUGUUGAACAUAUAAAAAGGAUCAAUGAAGAGAUUACAGAGCAACGUGUAAAAAUCGACCGAUUAGAAAAAGAAAACUCUAAACCAACAAAUCGCACAGUAUCAAAUGAUAAUUCCAAGAAUUUGUUAGCUAUGAUAGACAAUAAUAAGAAUACUUUACAAUCACCACUGAAUGAAGGCAAUCUUUCACCUGUGAAUAUCACUACAGCCAAUACCUCACCAACACGUUUAAAACCAGUAGACGAAGAGAUAAUCCAAGCAAUGCGCAAAAUCAGAUCAUAAAACUUCUUUCUUUUUUUAUCAGAGAACUUCAUAAUGCAACUUCUAAAGAUUGUUUGUUACUAUACUUUGAUAAAUCCAAUAGAAACAGUAUUAAUCCUGAGAAAUUAAAAAUCUGCUUAACAUUAA
Molecule: messenger RNA, 1727 nt
Organism: Heterobilharzia americana
Lineage: Eukaryota; Metazoa; Platyhelminthes; Trematoda; Strigeidida; Schistosomatidae
Source: the annotation of a GenBank genome assembly